Messenger RNA from Columba livia (rock pigeon), 6632 nucleotides. It is a transcript of the gene TMEM168, whose product is annotated as transmembrane protein 168. The transcript is spliced from 5 exons. The coding region runs from base 375 to 2477 and encodes 700 amino acids. NCBI's taxonomy places the organism in Eukaryota, Metazoa, Chordata, Aves, Columbiformes, Columbidae. The record is from RefSeq and is a predicted model, not a curated record.
GCCACCCCCUUCCCCGCCCUGAGCAGCUCUCCCCAUUCUGCACCGUCCCGCCGAACGCCCCGUCACGGGUCCGGCCCGGCCUGGCCGCCGCGCCGAGCCGAGCCGGGCUCCGGCAGCGCCCCGGGCCCCGCCGGCCGGGCGGCGUUUGAGCCUCGGCGCGGCCCGUAGCCGCGGCGCCGCGCUCGGCCUCAACAUGGCGGCGGCGCUGCGCGGGGGGCGGGAAGUUUCGGGGACGCCUGUUGAGGACUUCAGCGAUUCUGGACCACUGUUACUGAAAUGAUAUUACAGGAGGCAGUGAUUGCAUUGCAUUUAUUGGAUGAAACCCAAAUAUUUACUUUCAGUCAAGUGGGUAAAACCCCCUAACUGCAGUUUACAUGUGUAGGUCACUGCGUUACUGUGUUAGUCAUUGUCUCUAUGCAGCAAUGACAAAGCUGGAAGAAGCAAACAGAGAAGUGAACAUGCACUCAUCAGUCAGAUACCUCGGUUAUCUUGCCAGAAUCAAUGUACUGGUUGCCAUUUGCAUGGGCCUUUAUGUCAGAUGGGAAAAAAGGGCAGAUGCACUCAUUUUGAUAAUAUUUAUUUUGGGGCUUUUUGUUCUUGGAAUUGCCAGCAUACUGUACUACUAUUUUUCAAUGGAAACAGCAAGUUUGAGUCUCUCCAAUCUUUGGUUUGGUUUUCUGCUUGGCCUUCUCUGUUUUCUAAACAAUUCUGCCUUCAAAACAGAUGUGAAAGAAGAAGCUACUAAAUAUUUGCUCCUCUCUUCCAUUGUUUUAAGGAUAUUAUGUGCACUUGUUGAGCGGAUUUGUGGUUGCGUCCAUCAUCGACCCACUCUGCUGACAACAGUUGAGGUUUUGGAGCUAGUUGGAUUUGCAAUUGCCAGCACCACUAUGCUGGUAGAAAGAACUAUGAGUAUUAUUCUGUUGGUCAUCGCUUUGGCCAUGUUGAUUAUUGACUUACGUAUGAAGUCUUUUUUGGCAAUUCCAAAUUUGGCAAUUUUUGGAGCCAUUGCCUCCUUACUCUUUUUUCCAUCAUUGCAAAUACCCACGAACCCCUUUGCCUUGGCAUGUUUCUUCAGCUUCCUGAUUUCAGAUCCACUUCUCGAUGUUUACUUCAGUGGACUUUCAGUAACUGAGCGAUGGAAGCCCUACUUGUACCGUGGUAAAAUUUGCAGAAGGCUUUCUGUCAUCUCAGUUGGAGUCAUUGAACUAAUCUUUUUCAUUCUUGCAGCCUUUAAACUCCGUGAUUUGGAUCUCUGGUAUUUUGUGAUACCUGGGUUUUCUAUUUUUGGAAUUUUCUGGAUGAUCUGUCACGUGAUUUUUUUUAUAACUCUUUGGGGGUUUCACACAAAACUGAAUGACUGUCACAAGGUAUACUAUACCCACCGUGCAGAAAACAACAGCCUUGACAGAGUUAUGGCAUCUAAAGGAAUGCGUCACUUCUGCUUAAUUUCGGAACGGCUAGUAUUUUUCAGCCUUGUCGCAACUGCUGUUUUGGGAGCCGUUUCUUGGCAGUCAACCAAUGGGAUUUUCAUGAGUGCAUUUCUCAUCGUUUUACCUCUGGAGUCCAUGGCUCAUGGGCUUUUCCAUGAGCUGGGAAACUGCUUGGGAGGAACAUGUGUCGGGUAUGCUGUUGUGAUUCCCACAAACUUUUGCAGUCCUGAUGGCCAACCAACUCUUCUUCCACCUGAGCAUGUACAAGAGUUAAAUCUGAGGUCUACUGGCAUGCUUAAUGCCAUCCAAAGAUUUUUUGCAUAUCACAUGAUUGAGACAUAUGGUUGCGACUACUCUACGAGCGGACUGACCUUUGAUACCCUUCAUUCCAAGAUCAAGUCUUUUCUUGAACUUCGGACAGCAGAUGGACCCAGACAUGACACCUACAUAUUAUAUUACAGUGGUCACUCACAUGGCACUGGCGAAUGGGCACUGGCAGGAGGUGAUGCUUUACGACUUGACACACUUCUGGAGUGGUGGAGAGAAAAGAACGGCACUGUUUGUUCUCGACUCAUCAUCGUUUUGGACUGUGAGAACUCUCAGCCUUGGGUUAAAGAAGUAAGAAAAGUAAAUGACCAGUAUGUUGCUGUGCAAGGGGCAGAAAUGGCCAGGGUUGUGGACAUAGAGGAAGCAGACCCUCCACAGCUCGGUGACUUCACCAGGCAAUGGGUUGAGUACAACUGUAACCCCGACAACAACAUCAGUUGGUCCGAAAAGGGCCGCACGGUGAAAGCGGUGUACGGUGUGUCGAAGCGCUGGAGCGACUACACUUUGCAUUUGCCAACGGGAAGCGAUGUUGCCAAACACUGGAUGAUGUACUUCCCACGUGUCACCUACCCAUUAGUACAUUUGGCAAACUGGUUUUGUGGUCUUAAUCUGUUCUGGGUCUGUAAAGCGUGCUUUAGGUGCUUGAGAAGAUUCAAAAUGAGUUGGUUUCUUCCCACAGUGUUGGACACAGGACAGGGUUUCAAACUCGUCAAAUCCUAAUUACGAACCAAAGAGGAAAUCAAGUGAGAGCUCUGGGAACUUUCUCACUUUACUGUACUUACAACUUUUUAUAUGAGUAUUUUUCUCUGAAAAAAUCUGCUACACUCACUUUAUUCAGCUCUUUGAGCAGCUACAGUAUAUGCAACAGUGAGAAACUGCAAUCUUGAGCAGGAGAGGGUAGGACUAUAAAAUUUUGUUACCGACCUGUGUGUACAUAUGUAAGAGACUUAUUUAAUAUGACCAUGCAUUUUGGAAACAGAUCACAUGCUUAUACACAUUACUUAAAGCAGCCUUCAUUCAGAGUCACCAGUUUGAUGGACAACAGCUUCUGUUAUCGCAUGUGUAUUUGCCUUAUGUCCACUGUAAGGUUCAAAUGCAGGAAAGGAGCCAAGCUAAUAUUCAAAUUAAUAUAUAUGUCCUAGAAAUCAUAUGGUGGGAUCAAGGGUAUUAUAAAACAGCACUGAGCCAAAAAAAAAAAAAAAAGAGAGAAUGAAUAGCCAUUGUGGGUAAGUAGCUACUGAGAACCUUUAUUUGCUUUUACAUCUUCAGCCCCUGCCUCAGUGCCUCUACUGCCAUCAGUGGAAAUUUGCCACAGAAAACAAGGAAAUCAGACAACCCUCUAAUGUUCUGAUGCUGUUGAGACAAUAUUUUCUGGAAUACAGUUUUAGAAACAUUCAGUGUUACUUUCAAAAUUCAGUAUCUUGCUGGUGACCCUUUUUUUUUCUCUAAAUAUUCCCAGUAGUUAAUGCAUAUAUGGAAUAAAAAGUGCACUGGGAGUUUUUCUCUCACCUGUUAGAGUACUUCUGUCUAUUCCAGGCUCUUCCUAGUUUGUAUUUUCAAAACCUACCCUGUAAAAAACAAAACAAAACAAAAAAAACCAAACAACCCCAAACUCAAGGAAUUUAACAAAGAAAAUAAUUUACAGAUAAAAACCAGAAAUACAAGCGUUGCCUUGCUUCCAUGUUUUUCUGGUCAUUGCUGUACCUAAGACCUUGAUUCUGUAAAAUGCUGAGUACAGGAUUGGACCAAUGAGCACAUUAUCUAUUAAACCCACAAGUGAAGUUACUCAGAAAGAACAGGAGUGAAUCCUGACUAUUCUUCAACUCUGUUCUCCCAGCCACAACUCUGUUCUCUCCUGAUCUUAAUCCUUCCACUUACAGAGCUGGGUGGGACUCCAGAAAUCCUGCCCUGGUCUUUCCCCUUCAGCCAGAGCAGCUGUAUAGCUUUCUGAUCUCAUUUUCUCAAGUGCAGAAAAUAAGGAGUGAAACAACUAAGUGGUUAAGACAGUAGAAUUUGUGGUGGAUUUUUUGCAUUUGUGUGUGCAGUCCAGUAGAUCUAGAUUUCUACUUUUUUUUUUCUGUUUCCAUCAGUAUUUUAAUAAAAAUAAUAGGCAUUAGCUGAUAUUUGUCUAAAAUAUAACUUAUUAAUUUUUGUAUUUAAAUAACUGAAAAGAAUCUACACGUUUUUGUCAAGGUUUUUUCUAAUUCCAGUUGAACUUUUUAGCCAGCUAAGUUAGAGAAUCUGCUAACACUAAACUCGUUAGUAACUCCUGAAAAUAAAAUGUGUGAUUAAGUUAUGAAAUCUGCAAUAGCAGAUUUGCACCCACCAAUUUCAAAAUGAUGAUUUUGUAGGAUUUACAAAUGGCAGCCACCAAGUUUCUUCGUUAGUGUGUAUUACAGAACUUUGUUUAGCCAGACACCACCCCCAGCCGGCUUUGCUUUUCUUCAUCCCCUUCCAUAAAGUGAAAAGGGCAUAAAGAAAUAGGAGAUGAGAUGAUGAGAUGAGACAUCCAACCACAACUCGCUUGCAUUGGGUCUUCUCUAAAUAAGUGCUGUGAUUGCAGCUCAGUCAGGGAUUCAAGAGGUGGCUGUUUUCAGUAUGGACAGGGUAAUCGCACCAUCUAACUUCAGGUAUCCAACUUAAGUUCAUAGCACGGGAGCCUGAGGUAGGAGUCAUCUCAUUUGAAUUCAUAUGUCUGAAAGCUAGUGACUUGAAGUGCUCCACUUCUCAUUAACAAAGAUGAAUAAAUAUUUCCAAAGGAAGAUUCAAUCUCUGUUUUAGAUUGAGUUUUCCUGUGAUUGUGCCUCUUAGAUUUGUUUUUGCUUUCAUAUGCUAAAGGCAACGCAGACAAAUCCCUUGUGUCUGUUGAAUGAUCUUAGAGCACUUCUGUUCUAAGUCAUCCUCUGGAGCCUGGGCUGGGUACACAAGCUCCUUGUUCAGGCACAUAAAUUGGAUACUUGAAGUCAGGCUGAAUGAGCAUCUGUCAAGUUGCAGAAAAGCAGCUCUGCCUGCUCCGCAGAAGUGAUUUUCAGCCAUUUCUGGCCAACAACCUUUGAGUAGAAAGAAAAAAGAUUGCGGAAAGACUAUCAUUUGGUUUGUAAAAUCACCAUUAUUUUGACUACUAUUUCAGGAAAAGUUCCUUUGAUGACAUCCUAAACUGUUCCAACAUGAGCACUAGAAAUUUUUAACGAAGUCCCCAUAAAGCAAUACUGUAAUACCUGAUAGUCACCCUGUGAACAUUGGAAAGUCAAGAAGUCAGUCCUUUCUGAUUUGGAAAAACUUUCACUAUCAACCAUAACACUUCCCAUUAAUUAUAAUGGGUAAAUCUUACUCUGUCCCUGCUACUGUUACAUUUUUAUGGACAUCACCUGUAUCUUUCUUUUUGUACAUCAAGGGGAACAGGAGAAGUGGGGCUCCCACCCUGUCCUGGGACUGUGAGCAGCCUCAAGUGGAGUGUCUGCUCUGCGUGGCAGUGGCGAGCAGGACAAACACAACAGUUGGUGCUUAUCUUUGGCCUCUUGUUUAUUAAAUGGUUUCAAGCUUACUUAUACUGUUAGUAUACUUAUACUGUUAUCUCUAGGAUAGACUGGGUGAUCUUCAGAAGUUUGCUGAAAGUUCAAUAGAGAGUCAGCUAAAAAUACAGCAAAAAGAUUACACGCAAAACUAAUCACGUGUUUGCAGAUUUUUUUUUUUACGUUUUCUCAAUUAAAGAAUUCUAGUUUUCUAAAUUUGAAAUAGUUUUAACAAGAGCUAACAUAUUCCCACUUUUGAUUUUCUUAUAUUUUUUAAACAGCAAGGCCAUGGUAAAAAUGCUGAUUUAAACUAAAAGAAAUGUUUACAGCCAUUCAAACCUCUGAGGCCUUUUUGGACAAAGAGACUGUCUUGUGUGUUCCAGAACACGGUAAAACCCAGGGUGUGGGAUGAUGAGCCACAGGAAUUCAACAGUAUUAAUUCUCUGCUUCUACACCAACGAAUACCAAGGUGUCCUCCCAUCACCCCUGUUCCCAGGUGGAGUUUUUCCCUGGCUCCUGGUGCUCAUGCACCUCUGCGGUCUCUGCCCAGCCCCAGGUACCUGCCUGAGGGACAACACACCAGAAGCUCUUAAGGGCAAUGAGGAGCAGGGGAUUCUCCUCGGCCCUUCCCUGUGUGGGAAAUACCUGAAAGAAAAAUUUAAAUCUCAUUCCAAAGAACGUUACAUAUGCUAUCAGUUAUGUACAGGUUGGUUUUCUUUAGUGAUAACAUGCUUAGGAAUCAAUUGUCUGGUGGAGAAAAUCCAAACCUUUUUUUAGAGGCUUGUCUCUGUACUGUAUAUUCAGGCAUUUUGUUACAAAGGUUGUUAUAAAUUUAUAUCACAACAGUAAUUUUAUGUCGACUUUGUUUCAUUUACCUCCUGUAUAGUAUCAACCUUGCUGAAACAUUCAAGUGCACUAAGUCCUACAAAUGUAAGUCUCUAAAAGGAAUUCAAACUGCAAAUUCACAAGUGUUUUUCUCUGAACAAGUAUUGGGUAAAAAAAGCCAUUCUUCUUCAUUUUUGCACUACCAGAGUUACCUAUUUGCAGUUGCUUAUACUUUGUAUGUCUCGUGAUUGUUGUUGUCCAGCCUUCAGUGCAAGAUUUUCCCAUAAAUAAUUUCCUUACCUUCAUUAAGUUUUCCCUUUAUUUUGCAAAGGCCUAAUGAAUGCUAUGCUAGCUGUAAAGCAUCUCUGUUGCCAGCAGUAGACUAUGUGACUGGGUGAAUUUUCUUGUUUAUGAAUACCUUUCUGUGGGACAGUUUUUACUGGACAUACCGAUUUUAGAUCUGUAAAUAGAUUUUUUUUUUUUUUUGUCUGUGUGUUUGUGACAUUACUUAAAUAUAUUUUGCUGGUUUGGAUGCUCA